AUGAACAAAACCACAUCGCCAAUCACCAAAUCCGCUGGUUCAGCAGCAGCCAUUCUACCUGGCCCACCAAGGAAACCGUCAGCUGAGGUACGGCCCAAUUCUCGGGUCCGAAAUGCGCCCAGAUCUACCACACCUGCCGAUUUUACGAGUGAAAGGGCGACAGUGGCAUUAGUCCGUCGAGUACUCUGCGCCCAGGUAACACCUGCACAUGGCUCAGAGCAACGAGAACGAGGUACUCCCCGGCCAUUAGAGGAGUUACUGCCUCCUCUAACGAGCUCCAACGAAGUCGACCUCCAGCUUUAUGCUUUGAUUGCGAUCAUCAUGAAGGAAUUCGUUUACUCGUGGUAUUCCAAGAUCACUCCAGAUCAUGGGUUUACCGAGGAAAUCAUACAGGUGAUUGCCCAUUGUACACGUUCUCUAGAGCAGCGGUUACGACAGGUGGAUGUAACUUCUCUUCUCUUGGACGAGAUUCCCUCAUUGAUUGAGGCGCAUGUCAUUGCAUAUCGUGUGGCGGAUCAAAGCGCAGUGGCAAUCCAGUCACAAUCCCAGCUUCGAACGGCCUACCACGCCCUGAAUCCUCACCCGUCCCUCUCGCCUGUACCGGACGCGCUAGACCCUGCGCUUGCCGAACAGCAGCAGCUAAACGAAUCCAUUUAUUGCCAGAUGCUAGCACAAGGAGUAUUGGCUGUUCUUCUCCCCACUGAAGACUUGGAAAAUGUAUGCUUACGGACAUUGGUGGGCGACAUUCUGGCGGAUCUUCUCCUUGGUGAGAUAGUAGGAGGCAAAGUUGCGCAGAGUUGGUUUCUUUGGGAGAUUAUUACAAAAAUCGCCAGAGAAAUAAACCCUGACGCGAGUCAAGAUGCGGGGAUAGAGCCAAUAAAGAAGAAAAGCCGGCUGGAGAGCUUUGGUCUUCUCUCCAGUCAGACCGAAACUCCGGAUGGCUAUCCUGCCCCGAAACGCAAAUCGUCUGUAUCCGAUAUAUUUUGGAAACUAUUGCAGUAUGUGUAUCUGGGGUAUUUGGCAAUUCGAUUCGUUCUUCUCGAGUUUGUUCAGGUGGCAUCGCGCUCGUCGUUUACCCCCGCUCGAGGAUCCGUGUCAAAGAAAACGUCGAGAAAUAGCGCAGGCGACGCCGAAUCCCGGCCCAGUAGAGACGCUGCGCGACGUCCCUUUAUUCAGUACCGGAUUUUUAACCUAGCGGCGCAACUAUUUGAUGUUCCAAGACGGAUGCCAUGGCUGGGAGGGUCCUUCUCUUUGGUUCAGCACCUGCUGCUGGAAGGCCCGGGGAGAUUCGGGAAGACAGACGGGUAUAUCGAUAGCUUCCUUUGCCAGACAAUCCCAAAGCAUCUAUUCACGCCAUCGUUGCUACCAUAUCUGCUGCUUGCGGUCCGGACCACGGUGUUUCCCUCCAACACUCGCCCCCCAUCUUCAGGGGUCGUCGACAUCGGAGGUUUGGGCGCCAGCCAAGAUGGCACCGUCUCAGUGCCCCUGGGCGCGUCCACUUCCUCGCGUAACGCACCCCAGCUCGAACAACUUCAAUCCGAUCCAGGAUUAUUGGAGAACGCCAAACUAAACUCUGUUAAACGUGCAUGUGCAAGAAGCCUCCGCCAACUAAUUCCAAGGCGCAUCGGACUGGCCAUCUUCGGCAUUCCAAGCUCAGAGCAUCUUGAUGACGCCACCGGUUUAAGCGCCGAGGGCAGCCAUCACCCCGCUUCGCUCGAUAUGACCAUUCCAGCCUGUGCCGCGACUGCCCCGCUGCCUCCAAUAGGUGUCGGUUUCAAUCCUUCCACACCAUUUUCGGGCGCAACGGCUGAAACUGGGCCGAGCAGCAACAGUGAUUUACAACCAGGCUAUUCCAUCCCUCACCCCACAACAGCGCCGUCCCUAAAUGCCGGGUUAACAAUGAACUUGAAAUCAAACCUGUCUUCGCUUCGAGAACGACAGGAUGAACAGCUUCUCUGUGCUAUUGAGCGGGAUGUGCUCGAUCUUUUCUCAGAUUCGUAUUGUAACAAACAUCUCGUCUAUUCCAUUGUUGAAGCCGUGUUGAUUAAGCUCAUUCCUGAGUUAACGGAACAUACCGUUGGAGAGCUCAUGGCCGAGCGUGGCUUACAAGAGUGGGCGGGGCAAAGCAUGGAUCAGAACCCUUAG
This is a messenger RNA of Ophidiomyces ophidiicola, 2145 nucleotides long. RefSeq lists its product as uncharacterized. The record is from RefSeq and is a predicted model, not a curated record. The transcript is spliced from 3 exons. Gene Ontology annotation, biological process: protein targeting to lysosome; early endosome to late endosome transport; endosome to lysosome transport. The coding region runs from base 1 to 2145 and encodes 714 amino acids. Gene Ontology annotation, molecular function: phosphatidylinositol binding. Lineage: Eukaryota; Fungi; Ascomycota; Eurotiomycetes; Onygenales; Onygenaceae. Gene Ontology annotation, cellular component: late endosome; early endosome; extrinsic component of endosome membrane.